GGGGUGUAAUCUGACCUUCAUAGUGAGGGUAGGGGUGUAAUCUGACCUUCAUAGUGAGGGUAGGGUUGUAAUCUGACCUUCAUGAUGGGAUGGGGGCUCAGUUUUAAUAAACAUAAGGCUUCUGUUCUUGUAGCUGUGGUUUGUGUGCUCGUAGCCUGUUUGGACCAAGGUUCUGAUGUAGUAAUGAAGUGGGUCGGGUUUUUUCGGGGUUAUCUUAUUCUAAAGUCUCUGGUUCUGUUCAGGACUCUGUGUCCCACUCCCUGCUCCGUCCAAUGUGUCCAUCUCCUCCUAUAACAUGAGGCACUUACUCAAGGUUUGGCCUGGCCCACAGAUCCCCCCUGAAGCCCACUUCAUGGUUCAGACCCUUAGCUCCAGGAGGAGCAGGUGGAGGUCUGUGCAGGACUGUUCAGACCUGAAGACCGGACAGACGUGUAAUUUGACAGACCACUUUCUGAACGUGUUUGAUCACUACAGAGCCCGGGUUCGAGCCUUCAUGUCCAACCAGACGUCCAGUUGGACCGUAUCGAGAGAGUUCCAGCCUCUGACUGACAGUCUGUUUGUCUCCACAGCCGUGCUGGGACCUCCAGAGGUGUCCGUGUCCGGCUGUGGGAACUGUUUGGUCCUGCAGGUCCGAGUUCCCACUGAGGAUCUGAUCCAACACAACCCCCAGCUGAAGGACAUCUUCUGGGACCUGGUAGUCCACGUURGGAGGACCAGAGACGGAGCCCAUUUCAGUCUGAAGCUUCCCUACAAACCUGAGAGCAUCAUCUCGUACCUGCAGCCAGGUGUGGAGUACUGCGUCUCCGUCUCCGUCUCGUCCAGAUUAAACAAGAACAGCGUCUCCAGUGUGCAUCAGUGUUCCUACACCAGCCCUCCUCCAGAUGAAUCGUCAAAGGUGGUUGUCCUCUGUCUCUUGWCCGUCUUCAGCGUCGCAGUGUUUCUGCUGCUGGUGGCUCGUAUCUUCAGAACUCAGGUCCAAACCUGCAUCUUUUCUCAGCUGGACAUCAGAUCUCAGUCCUCCACCUGCCUGAUGAAGACCCCUCUGACUCAAGAGACCAGAACCUGAACCCUGAACAGCCCACUCACCUGAGCCCAGAAGAGUCCAUUUACCUGGACUCAGAGGGGUCCUGUCCACCUGAGGUUUUUUAAAUAAACUUCAUGAUUUCA
Messenger RNA from Austrofundulus limnaeus, 1167 nucleotides. RefSeq names its product interferon alpha/beta receptor 2. Gene Ontology annotation, biological process: cytokine-mediated signaling pathway. The coding region runs from base 296 to 1066 and encodes 256 amino acids. Gene Ontology annotation, cellular component: plasma membrane. Gene Ontology annotation, molecular function: cytokine receptor activity; protein binding. The transcript has 6 exons. NCBI's taxonomy places the organism in Eukaryota, Metazoa, Chordata, Actinopteri, Cyprinodontiformes, Rivulidae. The record is from RefSeq and is a predicted model, not a curated record.